Messenger RNA from Penaeus monodon (black tiger shrimp), 6505 nucleotides. RefSeq lists its product as uncharacterized. The transcript has 32 exons. Bases 131 to 6475 code for a protein of 2114 amino acids. The record is from RefSeq and is a predicted model, not a curated record. Lineage: Eukaryota; Metazoa; Arthropoda; Malacostraca; Decapoda; Penaeidae. Gene Ontology annotation, cellular component: cell surface. Gene Ontology annotation, molecular function: heparin binding.
UGUCGUCCCGUUACAGCGUUGGAGUCAGUGUGGGCCUCAUCACAGUAAGUGAGAGGUGGCUGGGUUUCAUGUGUUGACUGUUUUAGUGCGGUGUUUUUACGAUUCCUGGUUGCUGCUAAAACAAGAAGCGAUGACGCUAGUAAUACUGCUAGCUUUGAUGACGGGGUUGUGUGUCGGCCUCCCACACCAUGACUUCGAUGCGGCAGAAAUAAUGCUAGAUAGCUUGUCGGAAGCGGAGCUAGACCAGCUCUUGGCGGACAAGCUGGAGGAACUCCAAGUUGGAAUCUUGGAUUCCUAUAAGGAACACCUCCGAGCACACGAAAAUACACUCCAACAACUACAUCGAAGUCGCCGAGCCUUGCCCCAACGUCCCGUCAUCCCUGCUGACUAUUGGCAUGGUUACGUGUUUGGAACUUUACCUACAAGAGAAAGGACGGUAGUCGACGGCGUGACCGUGAACAAGGUUCAAAAUAUAAACACCAUCCAUGCAGUUUAUCCAAUCGAUCUUCCUAGCACAAGGGCCAUUUACAAGAAUGGCUUGGGGCACGGAUACAUCUACAAAGACGGGAAAAUGAAGCUACUUAUGGUCCGUAAUAUGUGGACAAAUUCCAUGUCUGGAUGUGCAUGUGGAAGUAACUCGACCGACACGAGUUGUGCCUGCUGUGCUAACGGUGGAAGACUUUGCUUACCUAGUGAAGGUCUCCAGGGUAACAUUUGUGUUGGAGGCACUGGUGACCUUGCGUUUGAGUGUUCUCAAACAGGUAUUCGACCUCUUACCCUCGAGGCAGCAGUAGCCUUUGAUUACAAUGCUGAAGGACUUGCCCGUUCACAAAGUCACCGUGAAGUAGUAAUAACGGCUGAAGGCGAAAUUGUUACGUUUUACAAAAUGGAUGAACAUGGUCUGCAAGAACUGCAUACCCAAAAAGGUCACAACUACAUAAAUAUUGGCCAAAAUAUAACUCACUUGGGCCUCGGAGAGAUCUAUACAGAAGAGUAUGGGAUGCUUGCCAGAAAGCACUUCCUCUUUUUCUUUGGUAAAAAUGACACGAGUAAAGUGUACUUCCAGGUUGUGGUGAAUAGUACCACUGAUAACUUGCAAACUGGCCUCUUAACACCUUGGGAAGAUCAUGGUUCAGAUAUGAAAGUCUGGCAAAAUGGUGCCCAAUUAAUAAUGGGAGUUCUGAGUGGCACUAACCUGCACAUACACGAGCUGUUGACGGACCGGUGGGGAAGGCAACAGCUUGUCUUCGUUCAAAAUGUAGCACUUCCAAGUGAUGUGGUAUACUGGAAGAGUUAUUCAUCAGGAUUUGAUAAGUUUCUGAUUGCUGUGACUCCAAACCUUGCACGUGUAUACCUCCUGAAGGAAGGACUCUAUAAGCCUUUGCAGGACUUGAUGCCUGGUAGUCUUGGAGCUUUCAAGGACAUUGUACCUCUCCAGAUUCCAUCAUGUAAGGAUGAUGUAAUUCUUCUGACGGGUUCAGGAACCACUCUUGUUAUUUUUGUAUGGAACAAUGUAGAUGGGAAAUACUUUAAGGCCAAUGAGACCACUCUAUCAGAAAGCAUCACUGGAUGGGAGCAUGGCUUUGGAUCUGUAGAAGUAGCAACGGCUGCAAUUCCAACUGUGAUAGUACAAGCAGCAUCAGGUGUUGCAGCAAUAAAGGUAACAUCCAGCCUCCAUGACAUAGUGGAUCGAGAGGUACAAGAAAGCCAGGAAUUGCAACUUGCAAAGACCUACAUAGAGAACGAGUACACGAGACAGACUACCGUCAUGUCUACUAUGCAAAAUAGAGUGGAUAAUGCAAUUAAUGUACAUACUACAACAAAAUUAUUCGGCGACUACACAAUAAACAAGAUUAUUGUGGAUGGGACUUUGGCAACAAAAGACUUGGAAGCUGUUGACAUAACCUUACCAGGCACCGACUUUGCUUCGGGUGUAUCAUAUGAUGAUUACAAAGCCCGUGUUGCCAAUAUUAGUAGCUCAUCGACCUGGCUUGACAAUCUAAAUACUACAAUGAUACAAUUUUCUGCAAGGUUGGAAGAUGCAGUCAAGGCUUCAGGAGUUAACAGUAAGGUAACUGGACUAAAGGAAGUGUUAGAUGGGUUAACUGUAAGUGACCUUUCAACCACUGAAGUGUAUGUUCAGGAAGUGGUGGAUAAGAAUGACCAAGACUUCCCUCUAACUCAAUACCUAGAAGGCUUGAUAAGUUUCAGUGAUGCCCGCAAGAUAACUGGAAAGAAGACCUAUCUAACUAGUCUUGAGGUUACUAACCUUGAGACUCCUUCUCUGGAUGACCUUCCCAUUGGUGACAUUGUGACUACAACAGGACAAUAUAAUGUUAUGGGUACAGUAAGCUUCCCCACACUGAAUGCUGGUGAUGUAAUCCUCCCUACUAGUGGAACUGUUGGGGGCAUUGAUCUAUCGAAUGCUGUGCUGUUGAGUGGACCAGCUAAGUUGGGUCAUGUUGCAUUCGACAAGAACAUGAGUGUAGUGCAAGACUUGAACACAGGUAACAAUGAAAUAGAUGGAGUUGUAGUUAACAAUCUGUACAGAAAUGCUUUGACAAAAGCGGGUGGAGAGGUAAAAGGGCCCCUUACCUUCACUAAUGAUGUAACUGCAAAGUCCCUUACUGCUUCGUUGCUAUCUGGGGUUAGCUCGUCAGACUUCUUAACCUAUACUGUCUUCAAGGAUGAGGAUAGCCAGCUGACAGGCCGGAUAAAGUUGCCAACACUUACCACCAAAGCAUUGCAAGUACAAGGGAGUGUCAAUGGCAGGGUUUUCCCAACUGAUCUGCCCCUUAAAACUGACGCUACAUUGAACCUGGGUGUAAAGGCCUUCAAUGAUCUGACCUGUGUAGAUCUUACAGUUGACAGUGGUGUUACUGUGAAUGGUGUCGAGUUUGAUAAACUAGUUGCUCUUCACAGACCUCAAAUAAUUACUGGGAACAUUACCCUUGCACAACCUGUAAAUAUACUAGGAAAUCUAGAUGUUUCAACAAGUAUUGUGAAAGGAAUGGACUUUGAUGAACUCAACAGGAACUUGACAGCAAUCCUGAACCCACAAAACAUAUUUGAUGUUAUAUUUAAAGAGACCGUGUCUCUACCAACUGUAGUGUAUGGUGGUAAACUUGGAGGUCUAAAUCUAGUCGACCUUGCAGGUGAUAUAAUCUACACGUCUGAUAGUACUGCUCUAGUAACUGGCACCAAGACCUUUAAUGCUGAUCUUCAUAUUCAUAAUGCUAUGUUCAUGAAAACCUUUAAUGGUUUCAGGUUUGAAGAAUUUGUAACUGUUAAUGAUGCUAAAACUUUAGCAGGAGUAAAAACCUUCAAGAAGCCGGUUACUUUCUCCUCGGGUCUUGAUGUAACGGGUCUAGUUGAUGGUGUUGACUUGAAGCAACUCUUUGAUUCUGCCCUUUACUUGGACAAGCCAGGACAAGUGGUAACAGGAAGGAAGACCUUCACUGGGACCGUGUCUGCUGGAGAACUAGAUGUACAGGGUAGGGUAUCUGGUGUGGACUUCAACAAGGUGCUUACCAACUCUGGUGACCAAGCCUUCACUGUUCCACAGAAGUUUGCAGCAGCCUCCUUUGGUGCUCUGGAUAUUAACCAAAUAGAUCUGUCAGAUGGCUUCACAGUGAAUGGGGUUGACCUUUCCGUGCUAGAUGGCAUUCGCAUGAGCCGUAAGAACCCUACUCCCCACUCGGGUGUUCUAACUGUAAAUGGAAUGGUCUCUGUUCUUGGCUCAUUUGAUGCAGUAAACAUUGAUGGGCACAACGUUGCACAGCUGAAGAACAACAUUGUCACAGAUGAUGCAGACUCCACCAUCUUGUCGGAUGUUAGCUUUGCAAGCCUAACUGUAAAAGAAUCUGUCGGUACAGCUAACAAGGCUGGUGCUAAUGGCAAGAAUAUAAGCAGAAUCCAUGAAAAUGCAGUCUUCCUGGAAGGUAACAAUGCCAUGACAGGAUCUGUGACCUGGAGUGACCUUGACCUGCAAGGUGAUGUUGACGUUGGAGGCCUUGUCAAUGGAAAGGACCUGCAAGUUGUACACAACAAUGCAGUGUACAAAGAUGCCAGCUCUGUCCAGAUAACUGGCAAGAAGACCUUUGCAGAAUUUUCUGUUAAGGGAAAUAUUGAUACUGCAACAACAAAUGGAAUCGACCUAGGUACACGACUACUAACCCUAGACACGGACCAGGAUGUCACGGCACAAUAUGAGUUCUUCUCUCUGAAUGUGGAAAAGAAUCUUACUCUUGGUGGAACAUUUGAUGCAGUAGACCUUGAAGCCUUGGAUAGCAUAGCUCUGAAACAAAGCUUGGAUGAGACUAAUGACAUCAUGUUCGAAGGAGUACAAGCAGAAAAUGUGAAUCUUGAUGGCCACCUAAAUACAGUAAAUGUAAAUGCCAGGUUAAACGAUGCAGUGAGGCUCCAAGCACAGGACUUGGAAAUUUCUGGUAGAAAAACUUUCAUUAAGAACACCACCUUCAAGGGACUUGAUGUUAAAACCCUAAAUGGCAAGAACUUGGGUUACUAUUUGAGCCAUGCUGUAAGAAAAAAUCUACCCAUUACACUUUCAUCAAAUAUUAAAGUAAAUGGGUUGGUGAGUGCACCAGCUGUGACUGCAAGCUCUCUAACUAUCGAGGGAACUGUGGAUAAUAUAGAUUACAAGACUCUAAUGACCAAUGUGGUUCUACUGGACGACUCCAAGAGUCAUGGUAUAACAUUGGUCUUCAAAAAUGACCUCUCGGUGAAAGGUGCCCUUGGAGCUACAAGCCUUAAUGGCUUUGACUUGGCAACAAACUACCUUACUACAAAUACUGUGCAGAAUCUUUCUCCAAAUGUGGAAUUUGGGAACAUUGCAACUGGUGGUAUAUCGGUUGAUGGACUGGUCAACACAAAGAAACUGCCAGAUGAAGUUGCAAAUACUCUAAAUGUAAAUGGUGGGCAGACUGUAACGGGUAUGAAGAGCAUAACUGGACUAGUUGAAGUAGCCAACAAUGUUGAAGUGACUGGCAACACUAACAAUAUAAAGAUGGCUACAGAGGCAGUAUAUCUAUCUGGACCGUCUACCAUUAAUGGCCGCCUGAAGUUCUCAAAUGGCUUGACCACUUCAUCACUGACAAGCAGCACCAAUGUAAUAAGUGACCUUGAUAUGAGUGAUCUCUCCCUUAAUGCAUGGUAUUACAAUGAAAGUGCCAUUAUUUCGGCAAAAAUGACAUUAGAUUCUCCUGUUACUAUGAAGGACUCGUUAACAAUUACUGGCACACUUGAUGAAUUUAAUAUUGGACAAGUGUAUAAUGAUGCAAAACAAGCACUGAACCAGUACUCUACUUACAACGAAGGGAUCAAGAGCGAGUAUGCUGUUAAGUGCCCUCUCAUCCUGGAAGCUUAUGAAGAUACUGAAAAAGCCAUAUUUGAUGCAGAUUACUUCAGUCUUGUGCAAGACUUUACUCUUGCUAAAAGGCAUCAUGCCUCUACAACUUUCAGGGCUUCAGACAUUACAUAUGUAAUCAUAAGCUGGGAGGAUGAAUGCAGCUCAACAAUGUACAGGUUUGAAGAAUCCUCGGGACAACUUGUUGAAGCCCAAACACUUGCUGUGUCAGGAUAUGGUAGAGACUGGUUAGCAGUUGAGCAAGGUCAAGAGGUCUUCUUGGUGAUGGCUGCAACAAGUGAAGGGAAUGCCUGCACUAAACAAAAUAGUGUUGUCUGGAAAAUGUCUAAUGGUGCACUAUCGGUGUACCAAGAUCUGCUUCCUGGAACAAGUGUUUCUGCAAGUAAUGGUAUUCUAUAUGUAACGGCUCCAAAUGCUACCCACUCUUAUAGCUUUGAUAGUAAAACUUUGCUCUUCAACCUAAUUAGUACUGAUGCUGCUGAAAUGGAUUCUGCAUUGCUAUCUAAAACUGGACACCUUGUGACUGCAAUGAAAAAGCAGGACCAACUUGUCCUAAUGGUACAAGGAAAUGAGGUCUCAUCCUUAAGAGUAAAAGUUGAUGACUUGGUGCUAUUCGAACAGUAUGGCAAAAUACUGUUACUGGCAGCAGUAACCAGGAACCCUCUCUCGGGAAUCGAACAUCACCUGGAGCUGUACAGCAUGGAUCCACAUGCAAUGACUCUGAAUUGGUUGGACUCGAAGCCAUUGUAUGAAGCAGCUACACUAACUACCUUCUACAGUGGAAAUGCAGCUAAUGGAAAAACCAUGGCUGUAGUUGUGCAAGAAAGCUACUACCCAACAGUUUAUGCAGUACUUGGCUCCGAGUUGAGGUUCUUCGCAGAUCUUCCUACUCCCAGAGUAACCUGGGCUCAGCACCUUAGUGUGCCCAAUGAUGUCUUCCCAGAGGUCCAAGAGCAUUACCUGCUUGUGGGCAGAGGCACCUCUACAAAACUUCUAUACCUUGAAAUGAAUGGCUUGACGCAUGAAGCCUCAGACCGCACAUGUCACGUGGAUUCCUUUAAAUAUCCUGAAUUGAUACCGCAAGUGUAACUAAAUUUUAACAUUUUAUUAAACGGUUAU